AUGGGAAAGAAAAAUGAUGUCUAUCGUAUAUGGAACAAAUUAAAGAAUAGAGGUAAGGUCAACAGUUCAAGUUAUCUUUCCAUGAUAUGUGGACUGGAAAAGUUAGAUGAUAUUGAUGGUGCAGAGAAGAUAUUUGCCGAGUGGGAAGUGAACCAUAUAUAUUUUGACAUUAGAAUUCCAAAUUUGCUCAUAGCCAUUUACUGCAGAAAGGGUGAUUUGGAAAAGGCUGAAUCGAUCAUAAAAAGACUCUUGGAGAGUGGGAAGAGGCCAAACUUUAGAACAUGGGAUCAUCUGGCAGUCGGAUAUUGUUCACACGAUCAGAUGGAGAAGGCAGUUGAAGCAUUGAAGAAAGUGAUCUUGGCAUGUGAGCCAAGGUUGAAGACACACAUUUACAGUUUGGCUUCCUGUGUUGAUUACUUGCAGUCGAAUGGAGACGCUGAAAGAGAACAAGAGAUUAAAAGAUUGCUUGCCUCUUCUCAGCAGAGUAUGAAAAGUUUGAAAACUGCAUUAGAAGUGUAA
Nicotiana tabacum (common tobacco) is the source of this 519-nucleotide messenger RNA. The record is from RefSeq and is a predicted model, not a curated record. Lineage: Eukaryota; Viridiplantae; Streptophyta; Magnoliopsida; Solanales; Solanaceae.